This is a messenger RNA of Thecamonas trahens ATCC 50062, 3006 nucleotides long. RefSeq lists its product as uncharacterized. Lineage: Eukaryota; Apusomonadida; Apusomonadidae. Gene Ontology annotation, molecular function: nucleic acid binding; calcium ion binding. The transcript is spliced from 2 exons. The record is from RefSeq and is a predicted model, not a curated record. Bases 247 to 3006 code for a protein of 919 amino acids.
GGGAUGCGCUCACGAGCUUGUGCUGCGAGUCGCUUGCUCUCGCCGGCUAAGCGGAGCGAAGCGAAGCGGCUGGCAUCUUGCUUCAACAGCAGCUCGAAUUGGCGUCGACACAGUCGGCUCCAUAGGAGCGGGAACUUGCCCACCCACCCUUGAGUGACGAUCUACGUCGACGACGAAUGUCCCAACAGCGCGCGGUACACAAGCAAGGUGACCGGGGUUCGCCGCAAAUUGCCAAAUUGAGGCUCAAUGAGAGCCACCGGGACACAUCAGAUUGACCGUUGCCAACAAAGUCGCCGCGCAGGCACGGCAGCGAGGGUCAAACCAAGCGAACAAGGGUUAGCACACGGCUCGCAGCAAGGCAGAGGAACGAAGAUGUCGGUCUUCUUUGACGGAGCAGUCUCACUCGUGACCACCGUUCCUGCGCUCGCGGACGCGCUUGCGAGUCUGACCGGCGAGCCGCUACUCGGCUGCUCGCUUCAUUGGCCGGUGGUGGCGCUGGCCUCGGCCGACGCAGCGGUCCUUGUCCACAUCGGCGCGCUUGGCCAUGUACCUGCCCCGCUUGCUGCCGUGCUCGAGUCCGAGGGAAUUGCCAAGGCGUGUCUUGGCGUGACCAAGGCCGACAAAGCUGUCCUUGCCGCCGAGUAUGGCACGCAUCUGGUCAACACCAUCGAUGUGGCAUCGUCGGCCGCCGCCGGCGGCUUUGUCCUUACUGGCGGCUACAACGCGCCGUCGAGUUACUCGGUCGCUGCUGCUCUCAGCGAUCUUGCUGCGCAGGUGCUUGGGACUUUGCUUGACACAAGCAUGGCCGGAUCCGACUUUGCCGCUCGCUCGCUGGCACCCGAGCAGAUUGGCUUUGCCGCCACCUCGGCCUGGCUCCUCCGCGCGCUGGCCACCGCCCUCAUGUGGGGUCCGGUCGCCGACACACCGCUCCUCCACUGCACGGUCUGCAGUCGCCGCUUUGCCUCGCGCUCAAUCCUUGCCCAGCACGCCACCGAGACUGGCCACAUCGCCGAGCCGUGGGCUCCGCCGCCAAUGUCACCCGCGCCCGCGCCCGUCGCCGGCGCCCGGACCAUCUCGGCCGCGCGCGCGCGCAGCUUCCUGCUUUGCGAUGUGUGCGAAGAGUUUUUUGACGGCCCGGACGCGCUCCAGCAGCACCAGGAUGCGCGGCGGCACUAUCUGUCGUGCGCCGGAUGCGCCGCCACCUUCUACACCCGGUCCGAGCGAGACGCGCACCAGUCGGAAGCUGGUCACCUCUACCAGUGCCCGAUCUGCCGUGCGGCGUUUGGCUCCAAGCCGGGCGUCCACGCACAUCAAGCGGCCGAGGGCCACACAUUUGCCUGCGGCUACUGCACCGAUCCCUUCUACACCCAGCACGAGACCGACGUCCACACCACCGCCUGCCAUGCUAGCGAGUGUGAGUUUUGCGGCGAGCGGAUCCUCGCCUCGUCGCCAGCCGUCGCACUUGCGCGGCACCACACGCUCGCUCAUGCCUCGGUCCAGGCCUCGCCGCGGCCGAUCCCCUCGCCGCGGCCGGUCCGCUCGUCGCCUGGCCUUGCCCGGGCCACGCCAGCCGCACCCGCUCGCGUCGUCUCCACCCCUGCGUCGUGGUACGAGUGGAUCAAGCUCGGCGUCAACUCGAUUGUGCUGGUCCCUGUUCGGAGCCUGGCCAUUGGUCUCUGCCUCUUGGUCAUGUUCGUCACGGCAAAGAUCUCGCUCCUCGGCUGGGCUGCUCCUGAUCACACCGUUCCGCUCCCACGCUGGCGGGUUGCUCUCCAGACUCCGCUGCCGUACCUGGCUCGUAUUGUGCUCUUUUGCUUUGGCUAUGUGUGGAUCACUGAGCGCGGCCGCCCGGCGCCGCGUGAGCAGGCGCCGAUCGUCGUCGCCGCCUCGCACACCGGCAUGAUGGAGGGGCUGUACAUGCUGUGGAAGAUUUCGCCGUCGGUGGUCUCGGUCUCAGACAACGCCGCGACGCCGGUGCUGGGCACGCUCCUCUCGGCGGCGCAGGUCAUCUACGUCAACCGGUCGGACCCAGGCUCGCGGCACGCGGUGCUGGAGCACAUCGGCGAGCGCGCGGCCCGGCCAGGGCUUUGGCCCCAGACGCUCAUUUUUCCCGAGGGCCUCUGCACCGCGCGGACGGCGCUCAUUACGUUCAAGAAGGGCGCGUUUGUGCCGGGCAAGCCGAUCCAGCCGGUCGCGCUCGCCUACCCGUACCGCCACUUUUCGGUGGCCACCCUCUCACUCGGCCCGUCGCCGCUGGCUAUUCUUUGGCGGACGCUUGCUCAGUUUGUCAACCACAUGGAAGCGACGUGGAUGGAGGUGUGGGAGCCGAACUUUGAGGAGCGCGCCGCGCCGGAUCGCUGGGCCCGCGAGGUCCGCGCCGCCAUCGCACAGGAGCUCGACCUCCCGGUCUCGGACCACACGUACGAGGACCUCAAGCUCCUACUCGAGGCCCGCCGCGCGGCGCUGCCCGCCGACGCCGCCCUCCUUGAAUUCGACGCCCUGCAGACCCUUCACGAGAUCAAGUUUGAGCAGGCUGCCGAGCUCCUGCACAAGUUCAUUGCCAUCGACACCGACAAGUCGGGCUCGGUCACCGUCGACGAGUUUGCCGCUGCCCUUGGCCUCCCGCCGGGCGAGCACGUCCAGCACCUCUUUGACGUUCUCGACCGCAAGCACGCCGGCCACCUCGACUUUCGCUCGUUUGUCAUCGGCAUCCUCUUCAUCUCGGACGCCGUCUCGCGGGAGGACGUCAUCCGCUUCGCCUUUGACAUCCUCGACACCAACCGCGACGGCACCAUCGAUCUUGCCGAGUUUGAGAAGAUCAUGGCCACCGGUUUUCCCGACGUCGAGCCCGAGCAGGUCCGCGCUAUCUUCUCCGCCGCAGACUCCCGCGACGUCGGCUAUCUCGACUACGACUCGUUCCACGCCUACGCCACCUCGCACCCCGACCACAUGUACUUGUUCAUGGACAUGGUCAACAAGCCGAACUCGCCACUGCAAGGCCUCUGA